This is a messenger RNA of Sciurus carolinensis (gray squirrel), 520 nucleotides long. RefSeq names its product coiled-coil domain-containing protein 90B, mitochondrial-like. Bases 28 to 423 code for a protein of 131 amino acids. Lineage: Eukaryota; Metazoa; Chordata; Mammalia; Rodentia; Sciuridae. The record is from RefSeq and is a predicted model, not a curated record. The transcript has a single exon. Gene Ontology annotation, cellular component: mitochondrion.
CAACAGGAAAUAACAGUACAACAGCUAAUGGCUCAUGUGGAUUCCAUCAGGAAAGAUAUGGUCAUCCUAGAGAAAAGUGAAUUUGCAAAUCUGAGAACAGAGAAUGAGAAAAUGAAAAUUGAACUAGACCAGGUUAAACAACAACUAGUGAAUGAAACCUAUAGAAUCAGAGCAGAUAGUAAAUUGGCCAUCAAUCUAGAAAGGAGCAGGGUAAGGGUAACAGAUAUGUUUACAGAUCAAGAAAAGCAACUUAUGGAAACAACCACAGAAUUUACCAGAAAGGAUACUCAAACCAAAAGUAUUAUUUCAGAAACCAGUAAUAAAAUUGACACUGAAAUUGCUUACUUAAAAACACUGAUGGAGUCUAAUGUACUUGAGACAGUUUGUAAUCUUGCAGCCUCAGUGUUCACUUGUCUGCAAUAGCAUUGGGAUUUUAUAGAUUCUGGAAGUACUACUGAUGAUCCUACUAUUGCUGCUGCUGACUUUGUAGAACACUACACCAGGACAGAGUUUCUUUGAA